AGAGUCUUGUCUGCGUCACGUGAGCGCGAGCUUGUUUUCCCCAGUGAGGUAGUUAAUCAGCGCUGCACGGGCUCUCCGCGCUCUGAAACACGUCUCGCGCAGGUUGAAGUGAAAGAACUUCAUGUGAAGGUUUUGUAGGACAUCCAAGUUAACUAACACCAAAGAUGCGUGCGAGUGUGUGUGUGUUGGUGUGUUUGAUGCUGGGCGUGUGCAGCGCUCUCAUCUGCCCCGAUGGAGGAAUGUGUGACCAGGGAAACACCUGCUGCCUGACACCAGGAGGCGGAUACGGAUGCUGCCCGCUGCCUAACGCCGAGUGCUGCUCAGAUCACCUCCACUGCUGUCAUGAGGGAACACUGUGUGACAUGGCACAUGGCAGGUGUGUGAACAAAACACACACUCUAGCGUGGGUGAGGAGAGUCAGUGCCAAGCAGACUGCGCUACCUCGGGCUGUGGUGUGUCCUGACCAGGAGUCUGAGUGUCCUGAUGACACGACCUGCUGCCAGAUGCCUGAUGGGAAAUGGGGCUGCUGUCCAAUGCCCAAUGCUGUGUGUUGUGAAGAUAAAAGACACUGCUGUCCCCAGGGCACCACCUGUGACCUCCACCACUCCAGGUGUGUAUCGGCGCCUGGUGACUCCACCCCUCUACUGAGGAAAUUCCCAGCCGUCCGCAAAGGAGAGAAAAGCGAUGCAGCAAUGAAUGAGAUACCCGGGGAGUUCACACACAGUAAUGAUGUGAUUUGUCCAGAUAAAGUGUCCACGUGCCCAGAUAAGACAACCUGCUGCCAGCUACCCAGCGGGAGUUACGGCUGCUGCCCCAUGCCAAGCGCUGUGUGUUGUGAGGAUCACAUGCACUGCUGUCCUGCAGGCACGGUCUGUGACCUCGAACAUGCUGCUUGCGUCAUGACCAAUGAGCUUGCGCGGAUGACCGAGGCCCCGCCCAUUGUCCAAUUAAAACCGGCAGUGGACUCGGUACCCUGUAACGACUCGGUGGUGUGUGCGACCGGCUCCACCUGCUGUAAGAAACAGGAUGGAAAGUGGGCGUGCUGUCCGCUCCCUGAGGCGGUGUGUUGUGAGGACCACACCCACUGCUGCCCCCACGGCACCGUGUGUAACCUUUCCGAGGGUACUUGCGACGACCCUGCUGACCGCUCCCUCUCCGUUUCCAUGGUGAAGAAAGUUCCCGCUUUACCACAUCCUUCACAAACCGCCAAUGAAAAAUGUGACCCGACGUUUUCGUGCCCACAAGACUCUACCUGCUGCAAGUUGGUAUCCGGGUCAUGGGGAUGCUGCCCCCUACCUCAGGCGGUGUGUUGUGAGGAUCAUCAGCACUGCUGCCCCCACAACACGGUGUGUAACAUGGCGGCGGGGACGUGCGACGGUGUCUCCGGCGUGGGCGUGGGCUUGACCGUCCCCUGGGUGAGCAAGACGCCCGCCGUGGCACUGACGCCCGAGAACGAGCGCUGCGACGAGACCGCAGCGUGUCCGAGUGGUACGACCUGCUGUAGACAGAAAACAGGAAACUGGGCCUGCUGCCUGCUGCCACAAGCCGUUUGCUGUGAGGAUCACGAACACUGCUGUCCUCAGGGAUACAAGUGUGAUGCUGCUCAACAGUCCUGUGAACACCCGUCUCUACCCAGCAUGCCGUGGGCCAGGAAGCGUCCAGCGCUGAGCGUGAGGCCGGACUCGCAGCAGGAACACAAGUGUGAUGCGCACACCAGCUGCCCCAGGGGCAGCACCUGCUGCUUCAUGGUGAAAAUCAGCAAGUGGGGCUGUUGCCCUCUGCCACAGGCUGUGUGUUGUGAUGAUGGAGAUCACUGCUGUCCUAGCAGCUAUACCUGCGAUAAGAUGAGACCCAUCUGCGUGAAGGGAAAACUGCAGAUCCCGUGGUUCAAGAAGCAGCCGGCCAUUAGCGCUCAGGGUUCAGAGGUCACGCAAAACAUCGAGGACGUGAAGUGUGAUGACACUACCAGCUGUGCGGCGGGCACCACCUGCUGCAGGUUAAGCUCAGGGACGUGGGGCUGCUGUCCCCUGGUCAAGGCGGUUUGCUGCGAGGACCAUGAACAUUGCUGCCCACACGACUACACCUGCGACCUGCAAACUGGAACCUGCAUUAAACCCUCCUCCACACAUGGAGUCGCACUCACACUCCUAGACACACUCUCCGCCAUAGAUAAAGAUGAGGUGAUGUGCGACACCACACGACGUUGCUCUAAGAGCCAGACCUGCUGUAGGACGUCGGACUCUGACUGGGCCUGCUGUCCCUUUCACCAGGCGGUGUGCUGUGAGGACAUGAAGCACUGUUGCCCUAAGGGAUACACCUGUGACCCUGAAGAACGUUGCACUAAACAGUCUCCGCUCACAUGGUGGGACGAUUUACUGUAGAGAAACAUCAUCACACCAAGAGUUGGCAUAAAACCUCACCUGAAUCAGGACAAGGGACUAUACAGCAUAGUUGUGUUUAGAUUUUGUUGUUGGUGUUCUAUUCUGCGAUUUUGUUUUACUAAAACUGACAUUGAAAAAUUUACACAAUAUUAAUUGUAUUGAAUCCAAACCACUCCAAGCUUUGAUACCCUUAAUGAGUUUUUUUGAUUUCAAGUCGUUAUUUCAUAUUGCGAAGUAUGCCAUCUAGUUUCUGCAUAAAAUGACCAAUUAAAAUUCGUUUCUUCUCAGGUGUGAAAGACAGACCUUACAUAAUUUCUUUCCCUGUUUACACAUUCUUAAAUUAGAUUCACAGAGACAGAACUGAAUGUAUUGUAAUGCAUAUAAACUGCACAACGUCAAUGUCAAAAAUAAAUCUAAACUGCUUUACUGUUACCCAAGCAAAUGCUACAAGUAGAGAAAGACUUGUUGACAUUUUUCAGAAAGUCUUUAUUGGCUGAGUUAUCAUUUGAGCAUGAGCAUGAACGAUUGAUUGUACCCCUGCUGGAAAGUCCACUUCAUUUGAUUCCUCAUGAUUAUUACCCUCCUGGCUGGCUGGCCAAAUUUGUCACCAAUUUUGUUCCCAUUGUUAAUGGAUAACAACCCCAAGUUUUAAAGUGGAUGUACUUGUAUGCACAAACCCUUAUAAGUUAUUCAUUUCUCAUUUUCCGUUAGUCGUUUUAUUAGUAGGAGUUUUCAUUUUCCGUUAGGUGUUUUAUUAGUAGGAGUUUUAAUUUUGAAAGCUUUUAGUAUUUAAGUUUAGUGACCACUUAAGAUUUUGACUUUUUUUAAUUAUUAUUUAACUAGAUUUUUUUUUUUUUUUUUAAUUUAAAUUUUGUGUCAGACGAAAAAACUAAACAAAAAAAAAACAUACAUUUAGUUUUUAGAUUAGUUCGAUUUGCUCUGAUCGCAUGAGAGUUUGCUGCAUAGUAGGUCCCCUAAAGGGGACCCCGUCACGACUUGCACAAGCUUAGUGUUCCUUAAAUACAUGUUAGAAAUUGUUGGUUGUUGCUUUAUUUGAAAGCCAACCUUAAUGGCUGGCUUUUAAAUAAGACAUGAAAUGUAAAUUAUUUUUUACAAGUUUUGAAUGAUUUAUCUAUAUUGUUAAAUCAAUAUUUUUUUCUCAUUUUUUCUUUCAAUUAUACUUUACUACUGAUGAAACAUGGAAAUAAAGAGUUUGAAAAAGA
Clarias gariepinus (North African catfish) is the source of this 3604-nucleotide messenger RNA. It is a transcript of the gene grnb, whose product is annotated as granulin b. The transcript is spliced from 16 exons. The coding region runs from base 165 to 2381 and encodes 738 amino acids. The record is from RefSeq and is a predicted model, not a curated record. Lineage: Eukaryota; Metazoa; Chordata; Actinopteri; Siluriformes; Clariidae. Gene Ontology annotation, cellular component: extracellular region.